Messenger RNA from Sphaerodactylus townsendi, 2122 nucleotides. Its product is annotated as nicotinamide N-methyltransferase-like. The record is from RefSeq and is a predicted model, not a curated record. The transcript has 2 exons. Gene Ontology annotation, cellular component: cytosol. Gene Ontology annotation, molecular function: N-methyltransferase activity. Lineage: Eukaryota; Metazoa; Chordata; Lepidosauria; Squamata; Sphaerodactylidae. The coding region runs from base 1 to 516 and encodes 171 amino acids.
AUGUCUGGGCUUGAGCUGGAAGGGGAACAGGGAGGGGCAUCUCACGGAGGUUUGGGGUGGAGGGCUCAUCCCACACAUCUUCUGUUCUGUUCCAGGGAAGAGUGGACCCAAAAGGAGGAGAAGGUGCGAAGAGCCGUCAAGCAAGUCCUGAAGUGUGACGUGACUGAGCCCAAUCCUUUGGCUCCGCUGUCUCUGCCUCCAGCUGACUGUGUGCUGUCCACCUUGUGCCUGGAAGGGGCUUGCAAAGACCUGCCCACUUUCUGUUCUGCUUUGAAGAACAUCAGCUCCCUUCUAAGAUCUGGAGGGCAUUUAGUCUUGUUAGCCAUCCUGGAAGAGACGUUUUACAUGGUUGGCCAGCGCCGGUUUUCUUGCCUGUAUUUGGAUCAGAAAUCUGUAGAAGAAGCAGUGAAAGAGGCUGGCUUUGAUAUUGAGUGGCUAGAAGGGAUCCAGUAUAGCUCUCCACAGAUUUCACAUGAUGCUAAGGGUGUCUGUGUACUGGUGGCACGGAAGCAUUGAAGCGGGUUGGAUAAUUGGUUGGAAUAGCUAGGGAUGCCACCUCCCUUGAAGGAAAUUCGUGUAGAUUUAGGGAGGGGGCCUGGGGAGGGCAGGUUUGGGGGAGUGGAGGGAUCUCCACAGGGCAUAAUUCCAUAGAGUUCCUCCUCCAAAAGCAUUCAUUUCCUCCAGGAGCACUGAUCUCUCUAGUCUGGAGAUCAGACAUAAUUCCAGAUCCUGAGGCCCCAGGUAGAGGUUCACCUGAUUUUAAUGUUUUAUCAGUAAUAUGUUGAGAGGGAAGGAGUUCUGUGGUCCCCUGUGCGACUGCUUGCUUUGAAUGAGAGAGCCCCUGAUGUUUAUGGAGCUCCCCCUUGUAAAACUGGCUUUAUUUACAAGAAUGCAGCCAAGGGACGGACGGAGGCCCAGAGGUAGCAGAGCGUCUUCUUCAUCUCAUGUCUUCUAAGGGAACCCUGCAGCCUUUGGCCAGCUGACAUCUCUCUGGCCCUCAAGCAAACAGCGUCCAAAUCCCCUGGUGCCUCCCGGACCGCUUUCCUGCUUCUGACAGAUCUGAAUGGCUUCUUUGUCUUAAAUGUUCUCCACCAACAUGGCCUCCAUAUUCUCUUUUUACCCACUGUCACGCAGAGCGCUGACUUCACAAAUGGGAACAUAUACAGUUACACAAAAAGACGAAGCCUAAAGUGGAAAAACACUCAGUUUCCACUCACUGAGCUAAAAAAGGCCUUCCCCUCUGUCUGGGGUGGCAAGUUGAGGUGAGCAGAUGAUGUGGGGCAUCACCAGAGUUCUGCGGCUGGAUUGCUUCUAGCCGGUCCUCUUUUCUGGGCCUUCCUGGCAUGUCCCAAGUCUGCUCUGUCUGCUCCAGACUCUUUUCCUCGCUGGCUGUCAGUCUGCUGUCCUGCACACAGUGGCCAAAGUGACUCACGACUACCCCAUAAGCUUUUCAAGGCAAGAGACGCUCGGAGGUGGUUUGCCAUUUCCUGCCUUUGGAUGGGCUGAGAAACGUGACUGGCCCAAGGUCAGCCAGCAGGCUUCAUGUGGAGGAGUGGGGAAUCGAACCCAGUUCUCCAGGUUAGGAUCUGCGGCUCAUACUGGCUCUUUAGGCUCAUAAAAGAGUUAACAGGAAGCGUGGGCAUUGUGUAAUCUGUAAUGAGGCCCUAUCUGCCUGUGGGAGCUCAGAAGGAAAUUUGGAAUUCCAAGUUCAACCCUUCUCAGGCACUUUGUGCAAAAUCAGAGUAAUCUUAAGACACUGGAGUUUUCGCUAGUGACCAAACAGGUUCACACCUAGAACCCCUGAUUGAGUCAGGAGAGAAAGCUCCUUCUAAAAACCUUUCUGAGCACCAGUUCUUUAAAGAAACACACCUGGGGGUGCUAUCAGGCACCAUUCCAGAGAAUCAAGAAACCUGCCCUUGAAUUCUGUGGGAGGCUGUGGUUUAUGUGGUGACAGAGAAGAGCACUGCACAUUGAAAGCAGCAUAAUGCUGGAAGCCCUGGCUUGGCUGAUGUGGCUAGUGGAUUGUGAGGCUGGAUAAUAGUAGUGAGGCAGGGAUGCUAAUUCCUGGAGAUUUGAGGACUAAGCCUGGAGAGCAGGAAUUUGGGGAGAGCCAUCAUGGUAU